AUGUUCAUAAUGGCCCUUUUCUCACCCGUCUUCACUGUGUCGACUCAGACUGUAAAGGUGACACAAACUACGGUUCAGGGCACACAAACAGACAUCUGGCCCAAGCACGCAAUCGGUGCCAGAGAUGUGGCUUCAACUGCUAACUUCACAAGCCUCCCGAUGUUCUGCACGUAUGCUCCUUUGGACAGCAGUAUUGAGACUGUUACAGAUCCAACGGAUUGGGCGUCAAGCAAAGAGUUGCACGCCAAGUCAAGCCAGCCCGAAACCACCAACCAGCGAUCGCAGACUGCGAAACAGCCCACUUCAGAUGUGGCCGUCCAAACUACAGGGCAAAUUACUUGGCCAACUUCACACUCACCGUCGCGGCUCUCUGGUUCUGAAAAUUCGUCGGUGCAGUUUAAUCACACUUCGAAGGCCGCAGCUGACGUUUUCGACCCAAUGCGAGCGCCUGAGGACCUCUCCGGAGCUGACAUCAGUAGUAUCAUUCGGUUGCUCAAGUGCCAAGCAAGUGAGGCCAAGUCACAGGUCACUGUCCUGUCAGCAGAGAACAAGGAACUUGUGGAUCAGCUAAAAGAACUGACAACUGACUUCGAUCAUUCCGUUGCUUUCCUCGAGGAAUAUGAACAUCGAAACACUUAUCUUGAAAAAGAAAAUCGUACCCUACUUUUACAAAUGCGUUCCCUUCUUUCGCAAAACCAAAACGUUCUAACGGAUGCCCUUGAGAAGAAUGAAUUUCACUACAGGGAGAAGCUGGCACUGCAUGAUGAAUUAGCGAUGCUGAAAAGGCACAAGGAACGUCUGGAAGAAAAGAUCUUCGAACAAUAUAAGAUGCUACCCUCCCUUAAAAAGUGA
Molecule: messenger RNA, 852 nt
Organism: Dibothriocephalus latus
Lineage: Eukaryota; Metazoa; Platyhelminthes; Cestoda; Diphyllobothriidea; Diphyllobothriidae
Source: the annotation of a GenBank genome assembly